Rhineura floridana is the source of this 2633-nucleotide messenger RNA. RefSeq names its product protein phosphatase 1 regulatory subunit 16B (gene PPP1R16B). Gene Ontology annotation, molecular function: protein phosphatase regulator activity; enzyme inhibitor activity; protein binding. Gene Ontology annotation, cellular component: cytoplasm. NCBI's taxonomy places the organism in Eukaryota, Metazoa, Chordata, Lepidosauria, Squamata, Rhineuridae. The transcript has 12 exons. The record is from RefSeq and is a predicted model, not a curated record. Gene Ontology annotation, biological process: regulation of sprouting angiogenesis; establishment of endothelial barrier. The coding region runs from base 621 to 2336 and encodes 571 amino acids.
CCGCCUUGGAGAGGGAGCUGGGCGGGGCCUAAGAAGACUAGACCUAAAGGCUGUACCAUCGGCGCCGGCUGCUUUUUUCAUCCUGGGUUCGUCCGCCAGACAAGCUAAGCAGCCCUUCUUCAGUCUGCAAGGGAAAUGAAUGGUGCUGUGCGUUAGUAGCAGUGACCAAGAGCGCCCGUUGUAGAUCUUCGUGGCUCUUGUGGCCGACAUAGUCAGCCCCGAUCGUGGUCUUCUGGCUUCGGCGUGGGGCGGCUGCUACUGCCGUUGCGGUGGGGAUUUGCGGAGCUAGCUCUGGCGGAUCUCGGCUGCUGCUGGACGUGCUGAGCACAUCUCAAGAAACGGAAGUGCUGAGCUCAUGGAAACAGAUCUGAGCUUGUAGAGAACAGCAACACUCUCCUUUGAGAGCAGCGGGGAGGGAGAGAGAGCGCAGAUGCAAUGCUUUGUGAAUGACAGUGGCCUCUGCUGCUUCACAGGAUUCCACCAUGUGCCUUUCAUCUUCUAGGAAGUGCUGCUCACGGUCCAGCUAUAGAAUGUUCUCUUAGUGCCAGGCAUCUGUCACAAGGUGCCCAGACUGGGCUUCUGGUCCAGCAAAAGUGCGGCUGAACCAUUGACAGGCAGCAAUGGACACCCACAUGGACUUGCUGACAGAGCUCCAGCUACUGGAUAAAGUACCCACACUAGAGCGGCUUCGGGCAGCUCAGAAACGUCGGGCGCAGCAGCUGAAGAAGUGGGCACAGUACGAGAAGGAGAUGCAGCACAAGAAGAGAAAACAUGAGAAGAAGAGGAAUGUUGUCAAUCACAAGAAGGUUUCUUUUGAGGCCAACGUUGCACUGCUGGAGGCUUCAUUAAGGAAUGAUAUUGAGGAAGUCUGCUAUUUAUUGAACAACAACUUCAGCCCAGAUCUGUGCAAUGAAGAUGGAUUAACUGCACUGCAUCAGUGCUGUAUAGACAACUAUGAAGAGAUGGUGAAGCUUCUUCUGAACCAUGGGGCCAACGUCAAUGCAAAGGACAAUGAGUUGUGGACUCCUUUGCAUGCAGCAGCAACAUGCAGUCACAUCAACCUGGUGAAGAUCUUGAUUCAGCAUGGGGCAGACCUGCUGGCAGUGAAUGCAGAUGGCAACAUGCCAUAUGAUCUCUGUGAAGAUGAACCAACUCUAGACGUCAUUGAGACCUGCAUGGCAUAUCAGGGAAUCACGCAGGAGAAAAUCAAUGAAACACGAGCUGCCCCAGAACAGACAAUGGUUGAUGAUAUCACAGAGAUGAUAGCAACAGGGCAAGAUCUGAACAGGAUAGACGCACAAGGUGCUACGCUGUUACAUAUAGCUGCGGCCAAUGGUUACCUGCAUGCAGCAGAGAUUCUUCUGGACCAUGGGGCAAGGCUAGACCUCAAGGACUGGGAUGGCUGGGAACCCCUCCAUGCUGCUGCCUUCUGGGGACAUAUGCAUAUGGCCGAACUGUUGGUGUCCCAUGGUGCAAGCUUGAGUGCCAGAACAACUAUGGAUGAGAUGCCAAUAGAUCUAUGUGAAGAAGAAGAGUUUAAGGUUCUGCUGUUAGAACUGAAGCAUAAGCAUGAUGUUAUCAUGAAGUCUCAGAUGAGACACAAGUCCUCCUUGAGCAGGAGAACCUCUAGCACCGGAAGCAGAGGGAAGGUGGUGCAGAGGGCAAGCCUUUCUGACCGAACAAACCUUUACAGAAAGGAGUAUGAGAAGGAGGCUAUAAUCUGGCAGCAAAUAGAAUCUUCAGAAGAGCUGAUAACCUCUGGCUACAAUGGUGACAUCAGGGAAGGCUGCUCCAACCAAGAGAACACAGAUCCAAACUCUCCGGUAGAUACACCCACAGUCCUUCCAGAGUUGGUAACCAAAAGUACACAAUGCGACUCAGAAACUUUGCUCCAGAAUGGGCUCAGCUUAUCCACUGCAGCUUACCAAUAUUCUAUCCCCAAUGGAGACAUUUGGAAAAUGCAUUCUGCUCUGGACAAUGAUACAAGCCAAGCACUGCCCUACGAUACCCCUGGAGUCCCCGACUCUCAUCAAAUCUGGGGGGGUUACAAAGAAAGGAGCCAUCAAACCCUUUCUGAGCUGAAACGGCAGCGGGCAGCAGCCAAGCUUCUCAACCACCCCUUUAUUAGUACGCACUUUGGGAGCAAUGGGGGAGGCACUGCUGAAAAUGGGGGAGAAGCUAUAGAGCAGCUGAUCAGUUCCAGGACUCCUUCCUAUACAUCCAAUGGGACUUCAGUUUAUUACACGGUGUCGAGUGGUGAUCCACCUCUUUUAAAAUUUAAGGCUCCCAUGGAAGAAAUGGAGGAGAAGGUACAUGGGUGCUGCAGGAUUUCCUGAUCUAAGUUUGUUCCUGACUGGUGAAGAUACUAAGCUGGGUGGGCAUGUUGCAUCCUCUACUGAGUCUUGGUGGUUACCACUGCAGAAAGGGGAAUCUCGGAUCGCUCAUCUCAGGUCAGGCUGUAGCAGACAUAUUCAUUUCUAGUACCUUACUUUGCUUUGCAAUUCCAUUAAAUAUCAAGCAAGUAUAGGUUGCAAAGAAGUCUAGGAGGACAACUCCUUAUUACAUACUCUUGUCUAUGAGAGAGAGAGAGAGAGAGAGAGAGAGAGAGAGAGAGAUCAUUGCAUUUGUUUGAU